UGGCGGCGGCGUUGGUGGCGGCAGUGGACGGGGCGGCUGGGUCUGGAACAGUCGGAGCAUCCGCUGGCAGAAGGAUGACCCUAGAUGGGAAGCGGGCUGCCGGGCCUCGCCAGCUCCCGUGCUUGUAACUGCCCCAGCCGGACGCCCUCCCCUUGACCUACCGGUUCUUCAGGGAACCUCCAGACCAGUUUUCUCAGGAUCUUGGGCCAGACUUCGGUCGGCGAUAAAAGCAGGAAGGCUGGCUACCAUAUUCAAGAUGACCAGUAAAAGGCCCAACACGGAUAGGAGAACGGAUUUAGCUAAUGGAAGCCUGUCUAGCAGCCCAGAAGAGAUGUCUGGAGCUGAAGAGGGGAGGGAAACAUCCUCAGGGAUUGAAGUAGAGGCAUCGGACCUGAGUUUGAGCUUGACUGGGGAUGAUGGUGGCCCCAACCGCACCAGCACAGAAAGUCGUGGCACAGACACUGAGAGCUCAGGUGAAGAAAAGGACUCUGACAGCAUGGAGGACACAGGCCAUUAUUCCAUCAACGAUGAAAACCGAGUUCAUGACCACUCAGACGAAGAGGACGAGGAGCAACCUCGGCACCGCGGACAGCGCAAACGGGCCAGCCGUGACCAGGACUCAUCAGAUGACGAGCGAGCCCUGGAAGACUGGGUAUCUUCAGAGACAACAGCAUUACCCCGACCUCGCUGGCAAGCACUUCCCGCCCUUCGGGAGCGGGAACUGGGUUCAAGUGCCCGCUUUGUAUAUGAGGCUUGUGGAGCAAGAGUCUUUGUACAGCGUUUCCGCCUGCAGCACGGGCUUGAGGGCCAUACCGGUUGUGUCAAUACCCUGCAUUUUAACCAGCGUGGCACCUGGCUGGCCAGUGGCAGUGAUGACUUGAAGGUGGUAGUGUGGGAUUGGGUGCGACGGCAGCCAGUACUGGACUUUGAGAGUGGCCACAAAAGUAAUGUCUUCCAGGCCAAGUUCCUUCCUAACAGUGGUGAUUCCACCCUGGCUAUGUGCGCCCGGGAUGGGCAGGUCCGAGUUGCAGAACUGUCGGCUACGCAGUGCUGCAAGAACACCAAGCGUGUGGCCCAGCACAAGGGGGCCUCCCACAAGCUGGCCCUAGAACCAGACUCUCCCUGUACGUUCUUGUCAGCUGGUGAAGAUGCGGUUGUCUUCACCAUUGACCUGAGACAAGACCGGCCAGCUUCGAAACUAGUGGUGACAAAAGAGAAGGAGAAGAAGGUGGGACUGUAUACAAUCUAUGUGAACCCUGCCAAUACCCACCAGUUUGCAGUAGGUGGAAGAGAUCAGUAUGUAAGGAUUUAUGACCAGAGGAAAAUUGACGAGAAUGAGAACAACGGAGUCCUGAAAAAAUUCUGUCCUCACCACUUGGUGAACAGUGAGUCCAAAGCAAACAUCACCUGUCUUGUGUACAGCCACGACGGCACAGAGCUCCUGGCCAGUUACAAUGAUGAAGACAUUUACCUUUUCAACUCUUCUCACAGUGAUGGGGCCCAGUAUAUUAAGAGAUAUAAAGGUCAUAGAAAUAAUGCUACAGUAAAAGGCGUCAAUUUCUAUGGCCCCAAGAGUGAGUUUGUGGUGAGCGGUAGUGACUGCGGGCACAUCUUCCUCUGGGAGAAGUCAUCUUGCCAGAUCAUUCAGUUCAUGGAAGGGGACAAGGGCGGUGUGGUAAACUGUCUUGAGCCCCAUCCUCAUCUACCUGUUCUGGCAACCAGUGGCCUAGACCAUGAUGUGAAGAUCUGGGCGCCGACAGCCGAAGCAUCCACUGAGCUGACAGGGUUGAAGGAUGUGAUCAAGAAGAACAAACGAGAGCGGGAUGAAGACAGCUUGCACCACACUGACCUGUUUGACAGUCACAUGCUGUGGUUCCUUAUGCAUCACCUGAGACAGAGACGCCAUCAUCGGCGCUGGCGAGAACCUGGGGUUGGGGCCACAGAUGCGGACUCUGAUGAGUCUCCCAGCUCCUCAGACACAUCGGACGAGGAGGAGGGCCCUGACCGGGUGCAGUGCAUGCCGUCCUGAGGCCCCAGACUUAGGAGGGCUGGGCUGGGGCUGCCAACCCGAUCCUGCCUGGGCAACUCUUCUGCAGGCCCAGGCCCUUACAUUCAACAGAAAUGCACUUUGGACUUUUUGUUUAAAUAAAAGAAAGCUAUCUGAGGAGGACAGAGCACAGGAGACUGAAGCAGCAGAGCCCCUAGAAGUGAGGAUGAGACCGACCCCGAAUGAGCUUCCAUGGAAGGUGCAAAGGACUCAGAAUGGGCCUCUCCUGAAGCCUUUGUCAGCUGGCUUGGAUAGGAAGUGGGGCUUCUUUUUCUUUAACCUCCCUUGUUUCCUUUGUGGGGGGUGGGGUACAGUACCAACAGGCCAAAGAGAAGCCUGGAAUGCCACUCUCUUUGGCUUAGGGUUUCGCCUUUUUUUUUCUUUUCCUUUGUUUUUUAAGAAGUCUGACAGUUGCAUUGUUUUUUGCCCGAGUCCAGUCCCAGGAUCCUGUUUUUCCGGGAAAUCCUUAAGAGCCCCAGCCGUCCCAGCACUCUUCUCUCCGGCUUUCCCACAGUGCUCUGCACUGCAGUCUGUCUCCUUCACUCUCCAUCCAGCGCCCUCUAAACGGGGUCUGGGAUGGGGACUGAGAGGGUGUGGGAGGGACAGAAGCGGAAGAACAGGAAGAAGUUACUUCUUGGUUUUGUUUUUAACUGUUCAGUGGCAGCAAUUUCCCUGUCCCUAUCACUGUUAGAGGCCUACUUUUAUAUCUAUAAAUAUAUUAAAAAGCAAGUUAAACUUGGAUGUAUCAAGUUAAAAUUAUUGUCAGAAGUUUAAAUACCUAUAUAUUCUCUAUGAAUACAAUGCAAUAAAGGGGCUGGAAGGCAGUGAGCAGGCGGUGCUGAGGCGGGGCGUGGGAGAGCUGGAGAGCCAAGCGUGCUGCCAGACCUAGGGCUUACCUGCAGCUUCCCAAGGCUGGACGGGGGAAGGAGAGUCAGCUGGGCCCUUCUCUGCCUCAGUGCGGAAAAACAAAUUCCUCUCAACUUUGCCUCAGGUCACCUAAUUUCCUUACGUCUUGUGGAGGCUUCCAAGGUUGCUCCUCUCAUUAGAGGCUGGCCUGUCUUUAAAACAUGGCUGGAGUGCGACUUCAGGAAGGGGCAUCACUGCUACAGACUGUCUCCUGGUUCUCUGUAGAACAGAAAGCACACUCGCGCCCCCCCCCCCCCCUUUAGCUGCUUGAUUCUUUAAGCAUCCGACUCUACACCAGCUCCCUUCCUAAUGGAAGGAUGAAGGGAGAGCUUCUGGGAAUCGGGGGACAAGCGGUAAUUGGAGGAUUUAUUCUGGUGCCUGGGGCUUAGACCCCUGUCCUCAGCACUGGCCACUGAGUAUGAAAGUCCCUGUGGAAUUCUUACCCUAAAUGCCUGUGCUGCUCUUCCUGUGCCCCCGGGUUCCCGAGAUCCAGUCAGGCAGCCUGCAUCAGGAAUGGCUGGAUUUGGCUCUUUCCUCCUGACCCCACCCAGCAGCGCAGACCAGGUGCCAGCUCUGGGGCGUCCUUCGUGAGCAGGGAGUGUGUGGUAACUGAGUAGUAGUCUUACGUCCUCACUGCUAGAGGGAUGAUGAGGUGGGCUUAAAACCAUGCACUCUGGAAUUUGUUGUAUUUUUUUCUCAGUAAAGCUUUUCCCGACUGCU
Messenger RNA from Apodemus sylvaticus (European woodmouse), 3673 nucleotides. It is a transcript of the gene Dcaf8, whose product is annotated as DDB1 and CUL4 associated factor 8. Gene Ontology annotation, molecular function: protein binding. The record is from RefSeq and is a predicted model, not a curated record. The coding region runs from base 257 to 2029 and encodes 590 amino acids. Gene Ontology annotation, cellular component: cytoplasm; Cul4-RING E3 ubiquitin ligase complex. The transcript has 14 exons. Lineage: Eukaryota; Metazoa; Chordata; Mammalia; Rodentia; Muridae.